AUGAAACUCUCAUUUACCCUAACUAAAUCAAAGCCUGCGCCUGUUGCGACUGCGUCUACCAAGCUACCGUCCCUCUUCGCCACCGAAGAGGAAGGAAACGAUGAUACACUUCAGUUACCCCACGUUGAGGCUUCAAAAGCCAUAAGGAAGCGCAUCGAAGCAGAGAAGAGAGUCGACAACACCGUUUACCAAUAUGAUGAGGUUUGGGACAAGAUGCAGGAGGCUAAGCAGAGACAGAAGGAAGCCAAAGAAGUGGACGCAACGCAACGCAAGCCAAAAUAUAUUCACAGUUUACUUACAUCUGCUGCUACUCGCAAGCUCGAUUAUCUCCGUGCGGAAGAGAAAAUGAUGCAAUUGGAACGUGAUACUGAAGGCGAUGAAUUCAAGGACAAGGAGUCGUUCGUCACUCAGGCCUAUAAGGAUCAGAUGGCUGAGGUUCGCAGAGCAGAAGAGGAAGAAAAUGCAAGGGAAGAACUGCGGAAAAAACAAGAUGGUUCAUCAACGGGAAUGGCCCAUUUUUACCGCAAACUUCUCGAGGAGUCAGAAAAAAAUCAUGACGCAACCGUUGCUGCAACUCAGAAACGUGUUAUUGGCCCUCAAGGGCCCACUCCUAACUUGACAAUAACUAAACCGGCGAAUUUUACACCCACAUCGGAUGUAGAGCUCGCGAGACUCGCCAGAGAGCAAGGUAAAGAAGUAGAGCUUAAUGACGACAACCAAAUUGUUGAUAAGCGGGACCUUUUGGCGGCUGGUCUCAACCUGUCAUUGCCCAACACACGGCGACUUGGUUUGCAAAAGGCUCAGCAGAAGCCGGCGGAUGCAGCACCGACUCAUCGAGCAGUGGGAGUUGCGGCAACUCGGAGGGAAAUUAAUGAGCGUAGGGCCAGAGAGAUCCAGCAACAGCUGGAAGCUGAGCGAGAACGGUCACAGAAGGAGCAGAGAGAGGCCGAUGAAGAAGCGAUACGGCGAAUAGUCGCCAAGCGAAACACUGAAGUUGAUGUGGAGAGCGCACGGGAACGAUAUCUUCAGAGGAAACAACGGAGAGUAGAAGAAGACGCAAGAGAGUCAAAUGCCAAUACUAUGGAUACCAAUAUGUCCUGA
Messenger RNA from Laccaria bicolor S238N-H82, 1101 nucleotides. RefSeq lists its product as uncharacterized. The coding region runs from base 1 to 1101 and encodes 366 amino acids. The record is from RefSeq and is a predicted model, not a curated record. Gene Ontology annotation, biological process: regulation of alternative mRNA splicing, via spliceosome. NCBI's taxonomy places the organism in Eukaryota, Fungi, Basidiomycota, Agaricomycetes, Agaricales, Hydnangiaceae. The transcript is spliced from 3 exons.